AUGUCGGAGCUCAACGAGCAGGUCCACAUCGAGGACCACACGCUCGGGGACGGCCAGGAAGGCGCUCCCAACGAGGCGAUCCUGUCGCGCCUGUCCGAGUGCUACGACCAAAUGGUGCACCCGCAGAAGCGCAUCGACGUCAAGCAGGUGAUCGAGGUCGUGGCCACGCGCGUGGUGGAGCUCAAGCACCUGCUGGUCAAAUGGAACCCGCCCAACCCGGACGUCAUGACGCAGCCCGAGCGCAGCUUCCCGUGGGAAUACGUCAACCUGGACGACAUCCUCGUGGACCUCAAGCUGCCUCCAGAGACGCUCGAAGUGCCUGUGCCGCAGUCGUUCCUUGACGACCAGCAGGAGGAUCUGCUGCGCCGUGAACGCCUCGUCAAGGGUUACAUGAAGCUCAAACACGGCGUGGAUUCCAUCCCGCUGGACGCGAUCAAAGUCGCGCAGUCCGCGCUCGCUAGCGGCGUGGGCGUGUUUUCGCUGGACGAGGCCAUUGCAGUGAUCCAGCGCAACGAGCGCGGUCGGCAGGGCCGUCAACGCGGCCUUCUGGUCCAGGAACUGCGCGAGGAGGAGCGUCAACGCAAGCUCUACGAGGCCGCCCAAGGCGCGCCUGAAAUGGACCCGGACAUCGCGGCUGCCAACAUUCAGCGCAUGUUUCGCGGCUUCUUCUCGCGGGCGGCGGCAGCGCGCGAGCGUGACGCGGAGCUGGUUUUCAUCGGCAUGAAGGCGCCCGCCACGGAUCGUUCCGCACUGGAGAAGCGCCUGGCGGACGCGCGUCUCCAGCGCCGUGUCGAGCAGGCUGAGAACAAGGAGGAGUACGAGCGCGCACUCAUUGAGCUGCACGGAGUCGUCACCAACGAGGAAGGACCGUUCAUGAAGGAGAAGAUGCUGGAGGAGAGACGCCGCUGGAUCACGGAUGUCAUGGCCACGGGCCAGCUCCCUGAAGACCUCACGGGCUUCUACGCGGCGUUGAAUGGAGAGAUGACUCCCGAGGAGCUGGCCAAAGCUCAGGCUAAAGAGGAAGAAGAGGCCAAGGCUAAGGCUGCUGCCGACAAGAAAGGAGCUAAGGGGGCCAAGGGCAAGAAGGAGGAGAAGAAGGGAGGCAAAGGAGCUAAGGGCAAAGGCAAAGAUGCCAAGGAGCAGGAGGAGGAAGCGCCCGAGAAGCCGCCCCCGCUCACGGGGCCUUCCGAGCUCUGCAAGAAGCUGGCGGGAGGGGUGGCCCAGUACGAGAAGGUGUGGCUCGAGCGCGAGGAUCUGGACAAUUUCUACCAGAAGUACGACGUCGCUCUGGCCAAGGACGUGGUGCGCGGGCCCGUGGAAGUGCAGGUUCGGCAGCAGGUGGACGAGAUGCUGGUGCUGCAGCUCGUGAACAUCAAGGCGCAGCUCGAGGCGGCCGCUUCGGCUGGCAAGAAGGGUAAGAAGGGCAAAGGGAAAAAGGGAGGCAAGAAGGGCAAGAAAGGCAAGAAAGGCAAGAAGGACGGCAAGAAGAAGGGCAAGCCCCUCCCUGGCGAGAAGAUCUCGGAGCUUAAGGGCCGUGCGCCGGACUCGUUCCUGAGUGUGCUGGUGGAGCACCAGAUCGUGCACGCGCCUCGUCCGGGCGUGCGCGUGCGAGAUUUCGUGGGCAGCUUUAACUUCCUGGGCACCGUCUACCAGCACUGCGAGCGGCGCGAUCGCUUCGGCAACUGGGUGCCUCAAGACCCGUCGGCUGCCCAACUACGCCAGUCAUUAACGGAGUAUGGUGUACUUCCGCUUGGAUCGCCGUUUGUUCGAGCGCGUACGCCAAUUGUGCGAUCAAUGAUGCUGUACGGGCCUCGUGGGUCAGGGAAGACGAUGCUGGUGAGCGCGCUGGCGAACGAGACCGGAGCCCUGCUACUCAAUCUGUCGCCAAGCAACCUCGUUGGUAAGUUCGCGGGCAAGACCGGACCGACGAAGCUCGUGCACAUGGCGUUUGUGCUAGCCAAGGCGGCCGCGCUGCAGCCCAUUAUCAUCUACAUCGACGACUGCGAGCAGAUCUUCGCGGGCGGCGGCGGCAAGAAGAGCAAGUCUGCAGCCAACUCGGAAGGCCCCGUCCGGUUCAAGAAGGACCUCCUGCUGUACAUCAAGGCGGCGCUGGAGCCUUCGGACCGCGUGCUAGUUAUCGGCACGUCGGCAGACCCAGGUGCAGCCGAGGUGAAGGACCUGCGCAACUUCUUCGACAAGUUCCUGCACGUGCCGUACCCGGACUACGCGUCGCGCGUGCUGCUCUGGAAGCACGCGCUGCGCACCACUAUCGCAGCUCACGCGGCCACGUUGGGGCUGUCGUCAGCGGCUACAGCAGCGGCACUGGCUGCUGCGUCUUCGUCAGCGUCCACUUCAGGCUCAGGUGGAGGUUCGGCCUCACAGAUUCAGGACCACCGACGUCGGGAGCCCAUUGAUAUCUCGACCUUGGCCCACAUCUCGGAAGGCUACUCGUCCGGCAGCAUCGUGCGCGCGGUAGAGAACACGCUGACGCCUCGACGCGUGGAGUGUCUGGAGAAGCGCCCGCUGCGUGAGGAGGAGUUCCUAGGUGCUCUGUCGCGCCAGACUGCUACGUUCGCUGAGGACCACGAGAAGUUCAAGAACUUCACCGCUGUCAUCACGGGCCUGAAGGACACGCGCGACAAGAUCCGCAAGGCCGCAGCAGACGCGCUCAACGCGGACGACAAGAAGGAUGGCAAGGGCAAGGGAGGAGACAAGAAGGGCAAGAAGGGCAAGAAGUGA
Molecule: messenger RNA, 2739 nt
Organism: Phytophthora sojae
Lineage: Eukaryota; Oomycota; Peronosporomycetes; Peronosporales; Peronosporaceae
Exons: 2
Coding region: 1-2739 (912 amino acids)
Molecular function (GO): ATP binding; protein binding; ATP hydrolysis activity
Source: RefSeq, a predicted model, not a curated record